This is a messenger RNA of Phialemonium atrogriseum, 2240 nucleotides long. Its product is annotated as P-loop containing nucleoside triphosphate hydrolase. Gene Ontology annotation, molecular function: ATP hydrolysis activity; ATP binding. Bases 143 to 2089 code for a protein of 648 amino acids. NCBI's taxonomy places the organism in Eukaryota, Fungi, Ascomycota, Sordariomycetes, Cephalothecales, Cephalothecaceae. The record is from RefSeq and is a predicted model, not a curated record. The transcript is spliced from 3 exons.
GGGAGCGGGGCGAUCCGCCGACAUGGAAGGGAUGGGAGAAAACGAAAACAGUUGCACCCACUAAUUACAGCCCAAGAACAAAUUUUACAUUGCGAGGAAAUCCCAUACCAAUACGGUCUGAUCCUUUAGUGAGUCGGCCACCAUGUCGACUUUGGAUCCAGAUACCGGCUCCCGAUGCGAGUUCAAGACGUAUCAUACAGUACCCAAGAAGGAUGGGAAGCUCGCAACAGAGACCCUCAUCGAGCCCUUCGGCAAGGUGCGGGUCACCGACGACGACGCUCCCUAUGCCCUCGUCGUUAAGCGUACCUUCACCAAAAAGUACGACCUCAAGUCUGUGACGCUCACUGUCAACUCUGCGCACAUCCUCAGAGCUUUCCGUGACGUUAUCGGGGACAAGUACCCCGCCGUGGCAGCGGACUUUACCACUCCCUUCACCCUCCAGAGUCCGUUCCAGAUGUUCAUGCACUACUGGGACAAGCUGGAACAGCAUCGCAAAGAGACAACAGACAACUCGGUUCGCCAACACCUGAACCUGCUGCUGGAAUUCAUGCGCAACGAGAUCGGCGCCGACCGGGACACUGUCAUGACUAUGAUUCAGAAGAAUCAGAUCACGUAUUCGCGCGCAUGGGUCCUCUUCAGGCCCGGCGACCUGCAAUACACCACCGUGAUGGGCCACCCGUGGCUCCUGCGCUGCGACAAGACGGCCUACGAGACCAGUACCACCGCCGGGCCGUACAUGGAGGUGCACUGCACGUACACCGACCACGACGGCAAGCUAGCAGGCCAGGCAAGCCACGUAAUCCGCAUCUACCAGAAGCGCAGCUUCGGCGGGGAGAACCCGGCCUUCAUCACCGACCUACCCAUCUACCCGAGACGCUUCGUCAAAGGCGCAGACGACCUCGAGGCGACGCUAGAAAUCCGCGGCCGCAAGUUCCUCGACCACAGAGGCGUCUCGGUCGAGGCGUACGAUGGCCUCGCGCAGUUCCUCAAGGAGCCUCCGUACUCGUUCUACCACCCUGAAAUGGCCGACUUUGAAAGUGUCUGGCUGCCGUUCAGCGAGACCGGAAGGAUCGUCCUGGACAGGAAGUCCUUCCAGGAGGACCAAUACUCCAGUGGGGUAGAGGUCAAGGUCGCAGAGCAGGAGCCCCUGUUGUGUCCCCCGUAUGCGCUAGGGUAUUCGCUGAGUCGCAAGGACUGGUGUCGCUUUUUCGUCGACGGCAUCAGGAAAAUUGAGUGGGAGCACGACAUAUGGGAUUCGCUAAUCCUGAACGAGGAGGAGAAGUUGGUCUUGCAGGCCCUGGUGACCUGUCACCACUUCCCCGAAAAUGCACGAGAUCAACCGGAGCAAAAGGGAAAAGGCUUGGUGAUCCUCCUCCACGGAACACCUGGCUCGGGCAAGACUCUGACAGCCGAAACGGCAGCAGAAGGGUCACAGAAGGCCCUCAUCUCAACCUCUCUCGCAGAACUGAACAAGGAUCGCUCCCCCUGGAUGUUCGAGUACAAUCUAAAGCGCAUCCUGCAGUACGCCACCCUGUGGAAGGCUAUCGUCCUGCUCGACGAGGCCGACGUCUUCCUCGAGGCUCGCAACCCCACCGCCGACGGGAGCAGCAACCGAAACUCGCUCGUGGCAAUCUUCUUGAAGGAGCUCGAGUACUUCUCCGGCAUCGUCUUCCUGACAACCAACCGGCUCGCGUCGCUCGACCCGGCCAUGAAGUCCCGCAUCCACCUAGCCCUGGGGUACGCGCCCCCAGACCUGGACAGUCGACGACGGAUCUGGACCCGCUAUCUGUCGAGCGUCCCCGAAGAUGAGACGGACAUUGACGACGUGGACGACACGGUCGACUUCCUUGUGAGGGAGAAGUUGAACGGGAGGGAGAUCUCUAACGCGGUGAACACGGCGCGCACAAUCGCGAGGUUCCGGAAGGAGAAGCUGCAGUUGGCUCAUGUCGAGAGCGUGCUUAGAGUGAGGCAUGAAUUCGACAGGAGCCUGCGGGACGAGGCUAGGCGGUUGACAUCCUCAGCAACAGGCAGCGGCGGCCUGCUGAAGCGGGAUUCCAUUGUGACGGCUGAACCUGAAUACAAGUCUUGACUAAAGGGGGUUGUUAGGGUGUUUAGCUGUAGACCUCUUGCGCCACGAAGAUAGACAUAGCUUUCAUCAUAUGCUUUAUGGCUUGCCCUAUGGGUAGCGCUAGGCACAGGCUUGUCUGUAUUAGACUGCUGUAAUUAAAAUUCGCUUCACC